Messenger RNA from Aricia agestis (brown argus), 3409 nucleotides. RefSeq names its product neuroligin-4, Y-linked-like. The transcript has 11 exons. Bases 201 to 3329 code for a protein of 1042 amino acids. The record is from RefSeq and is a predicted model, not a curated record. Gene Ontology annotation, molecular function: signaling receptor activity; neurexin family protein binding. NCBI's taxonomy places the organism in Eukaryota, Metazoa, Arthropoda, Insecta, Lepidoptera, Lycaenidae. Gene Ontology annotation, biological process: chemical synaptic transmission; neuron cell-cell adhesion; modulation of chemical synaptic transmission. Gene Ontology annotation, cellular component: postsynaptic membrane; synapse; cell surface.
CGACCGGACGUACGCGAAUUUUCUUCGCAUCGCGUGUUUGAAUAUUCCAAUUUCAAAUUUGAAUUGUCAAAGUGCGUGACUGAUAGUGUGCAUGAUCUGCUUCACAUCGGAUGCGCGAUGUUAAAAAGAUGAUACGUGCAGACAGCAGUCCCAGGGAUGUAUCUCACAGAUACAUAACAAAGAUGAUAACAUGACAAAGCAUGCUUCCUAUUGGACACUACGGGAAAUUUCGAACUAAAGCUGUGAUGUGCCAAUAUAAUGAUAAAAAUAGAUACGCUAAACAUCCAAGUUUUAAUUUUCAAAUAUUCCUACUGACAGUUUUUCUAUUUGUACAAAAUGUUAAUUCGAAUACAACAAACAUGAAUCAAAAAAGUGAAAGUGUUAAUGUACAGAAUGAUCAACCGAGUGAUGAUUAUGAGGAGCACGAUCCAGAUCACACAGACGAUUAUCAUGCCAAAGUCAAUUUUGAUAGCAAUCCAUAUUAUAAUGAAGAUUUUUUACAACCUAACAAAUUUUACAAUCGUGAAAACACGUAUAGCAAUUAUGGUGAUUAUAAAAGAUAUUACUUGAAUCCAUCAAAUCCAGUCCCUAAAUCUAAUGUUAAGUUUAAAAUAAGCAGUAGAAUAGUGGAAACAAAAUAUGGAAAAUUACAGGGGAUAGUUUUGGCAAUGGAUGAACACAGAUAUUUAAGUCCUUUGGAAGUUUUUUUAGGCGUCCCAUACGCUACACCACCUGUUGGAUCAAAUAGGUUUAGUCCAACAAGGACUCCGUCGCCUUGGGAUGGUGUGCGAGUGUCUGACCGCCCUGGCCCAGCCUGUCCUCAAAAACUGCCAGAUUUGAACGACGAGAGGCUCCUACUAGAAAAAAUGCCGAAAGGCAGAUUAGAUUAUAUAAAAAGACUGAUGCCUUAUCUUAAGAACCAAAGCGAAGAUUGUCUGUAUUUAAACAUCUUCGCCCCAUUGCAAAUGGAUGAAACUAAAUUAGCGUUACCAGUUCUUGUUUAUAUACACGGUGAUGGAUACUCACUGAGUUCAGGGACACCUUAUGAUGGAGCAGUUCUAGCGAGCUAUACGGAUUUGAUAGUAGUGACUCUGAAUUAUCGACUUGGAGUUUUGGGUUUCCUCAACGCGAAUCCUACACCGAAUCUCAAGGCUCGAGUCGCGAACUACGGGCUGAUGGACCAGAUCGCGGCGUUGCACUGGGUUCAGCAGAACAUCGCGCUGUUUGGCGGCGAUCCCAGCAAUAUCACGCUGAUGGGCCACGGGUCGGGCGCCGCGUGUAUCAACUUUCUAAUGAUAUCGCCCACUGUUAUGCCAGGUCUAUUCCAUCGUGCGAUACUAUUAUCCGGCUCGGCGCUAAGCUCGUGGGCGGUGGUCGACGACCCCGUCUACUACUCGCUCAAACUAGCGAAGCACAUGAACUGUUCCAUCCCUGAGGACCUGGCGAAAGACCACGAGGUCAUAGUAGACUGUCUGCGAGACGCGUCGAUAGAGGAAUUACUAUCAAUAGACAUAUCGCCUCCCAACUUUCUGACCGCGUUCGGCCCGUCAGUCGAUGGUGUGGUGAUCAAGACGGAUUUUGCGAAGGACUUUCUGACUCUUCAUUCCACCGGUGAUUUCCCCAGUUUCGGGCCACUGAACAAUAUGAAUCAGAAUAAUUAUUUCAUAAAACGGAGCGACAGCGGUCGGAGGUUGUUUCAGAACAAAUACGAUCUGUUGCUGGGCGUGGCGUCGUGUGAAGCGCUCUGGAAGUUCUCAGCUCACGACGUACAGAACGGCAUCGAACCGGAAAAGCGGGAUCGAAUGCUAAGGACAUACGUCAGGAACUCCUACACGUAUCAUCUAAGCGAAAUCUUCUACACCAUCGUCAACGAGUACACCGACUGGGAAAGAACGGUAGAGAACCCCAUCAACACACGCGACGCGACUGUCGCAGCGAUAUCGGAUGCGCAAUAUGUCGCACCGCUGAUACAGAGCGGCGACUUACUGAGCGGGGGACCGAAGGUGACGAGCGACGAAGACGGGCCUCGACGACCGACGAAGACUUACCUCUAUGUGUUCGACUAUCAGACAAAGGAUGGAUAUUAUCCACAGCGUCUCGGCGCGGUUCACGGUGAGGAGUUACCGUACAUCUUUGGAGCGCCCCUGGUGGAGGGGUUCGGCCACUUCCCGGAGAACUACACGCGGCCGGAGAUCGCGUUAGCCGAGUCCAUGAUGCUGUAUGUCGCCAACUUCGCCAAGACUGGUAACCCGAACGACAACGUGCGCGUGGAGGCGCUGCUGCCGGCGUCUCGCGAGAGGAACAAGUUCCGAGGGAUUAAUUGGGAGGAGUACGACUCGACGCACCAGAAGUACCUCGAAAUAGGUAUGAAACCAAAAAUCAAGAACCACUACCGUGCUCAUCAGCUGUCAGUUUGGCUGCGACUUAUACCCGAGCUUCAUAGAGCCGGCAUGGAGGACGUGGCCUCCCGUCACAAUCUCUUCCGAAAUCACAACGAACAGGACCUAUACGAAGGCAUAGUUAGGCCUGAUCCACUAGCGAGGAAUGUGGAUAACGAACAAUUAAAACGAAACGGCACCGUAUACUCUGAUACGGCACUAACGACCGUAGAUACAAUUCUAGCUACAUGCGUCACCGUCGUUCCUAAUGGCAAAGAAUUCGCUUUGAACACGACCGACACGACUUUAGCAAAUCUAGAGGCGGCAGGCUACGCCGCCUAUUCUACAGCUUUAAGUGUGACGAUUGCUAUCGGAUGCUCCCUUUUAAUAUUAAACGUCCUCAUCUUUGCCGGAGUAUAUUAUCAAAGGGAUAAGUCGAGGUCCCGCGGGAAGCAGCACAGAUUCAACGAAAAACACUUCGAAACAAUAUCAGGAAAACAUUCCCAUUACCAUAUCGACCCGACCCUCGCCCCGAGCUUAGUGGUGGACAUCGAGAGGCAAAAUAGGAAGAAAAUGAUGACGGACCCCAGCUUAACGAAUUUGAACUUUAAGGGGCCGCUGGACGGUCCAAAAUCGCCAAGCCCGACGCUCAGCAUAGACAACAUGAUGUUGCCAAGUAAGUUGGGCAGCCGCAACAGUAGCUUUCGGGUGCCAAACGCUAGUUAUCCCCAAGGCUACGCGACGCUGCCAAAGAAUCUCAACCAAUUUAGUAAUUCGCCACCUAUGCAGGAAUUAAAGCAGAAUUUCCCGCCGAACGGGUCCAUGUCGCCGGUUAGGGAGGACGUGCGGGCCCAGCACGCGACCCUGAGGAGGGGGAAGCCGUUACACCCCCCGCACCCCCCACACCCCCCGAACCUCCCCCAGGCCGCGAUCGACGAGAUGCGCGUGUGAUUGUAGUCGUGAUUUGUAAAUAUUCCAAAAUGUUGAUCUUUUUUAGAGGAGUUCACUGUAACGUUUAUCGAUUAAAGUAU